CUUUCUUCACCACCCCUCCAGGGCAGCUUAACCCCAUAGGGUAGUGGUGGAAUUACUACUGGUUCUGUGCGCUUGGCUUGAUGGGCAUGGCAGGGGAAGGAUACUGCAAAAUCUCCAUUCCCACCCUCCAGGGGCCUCCAGGGGCCAGCCAGAGGUGGUAUUUUCCUGUUCUCUGAACUACUCAACAUUUCUGCUACUGGUUCUCCAGAACCUGUCAGAAUCUGCUGAAUAGCACCCCUGACAUAGGGUCUCCCAGCAAGCACUUGCUGGCUGCAUUUCACAGAGCCUGGCGGAGCUCUGCUGUUUUCCAGCCGUUCUCACUGCAACAUCAGCCAGGACUAGAUUAUCCUUAUGGUAUGUUCCAACUCAACAAUUCUGUGAUUCUGUUAUUCAGGACAGCUCUGAUGUUCUCUGACUUCUCGUGAACUGGAAUCCAUAUUCUACAUUCAGGCAGGAGAGUAUCUUGGAGCGGGUCAUUACCAGAGGUUCUUUCAAAUGAUCCUUGUCCUGGGGAUUGGUGGGAAUCUUAUUGUUGGCUACCAGAUUUCUGUGAUCAAUUACCCCUCUGUGUACAUCAAGAGGUUCAUGAAUAAAACCUGGCUGGAGCGCACUGGAACCCCCCUCAAUGAAAAGACACAGCUCUUCCUGUGGUCAUUUGCUGUGUCUGUCUACGGAGUAGGAGGCCUGUUGGGAUGUCUCUGCAGCGGAUUCCUGACUGUGAAAUAUGGGAAAAAGAAAUGCCAGCUGAGCACAAACCUCCUGGUCAUCCUGACGGCUGUAGUCAUGGUCUGCAGCAAGAGAGCCAAGUGCUUUGAAAUGGUUCUCCUUGGACGAUUUGGUUACGGGAUAUGUGCUGGCCUCUGCCAGGCUAUUCAUUCUCAGUAUGUUGGAGAAAUUUCCCCCAAGAAAUGGAGAGGACUUGCAAAUGCUACCUCAGGAUUCUUUUGGUCUCUGGGGAAAUGCUGGGGCCAAAUCUUGGGACUCAGGGAACUCCUGGGAACUGAUUCAUCGUGGCCUCUGCUGCUGGCCUUCCCUGGUGUGGCAGCGUUCCUCCAGCUGCUCCUCCUGCCCUUCUUCCCUGAGUCUCCUUCUUAUCUCUUAAUCCAGGAGGGGGAUGAGGAAGGCUGCCUGAAAGCAAUGCAGCAGCUGUGGGGCCAAGGGGAUCACCAGGAAGAGCUUGGGGAGCUGAAGAAAGAAAUGGCCCCAGGAGGGAAAAGGAGCAAAGUGCUUUGGCCAGGAGAGCUGCUCCACGAUGCAUCACUUCGCCAGCAGCUGAGCAUCCUAGUGGCUGUCAUUGUCACUGUGCAGCUCUGUGGCAUCAAUGCGGUUUAUUUCUAUGCUUUCGAAAUGCUUCACAAUGCAGGUUUAGAAGAAAGACUUAUCCCCUACGUCUCCCUGGGCAUCGGCUUCUCUGAGCUCUUCUCAUCUUUCCUUUGUAUAUUUACCAUUGAACGGUAUGGACGGAGGCCGCUGGUGUGGAAAGGCUGUGGGUCGAUGGCCUUGGUGCUCUUCUUCCUCACAGGGACACUUUCUCUGCAGAAAAACCUCCCCUGGAUGUCUCUCUGCAGUGUCAUCCUGAUUUUCUUGCUUGUCAUCCUCUUUGGAGUUGGACCAAAUGGAGCCACAUUCUCUAUUAUGAUGGAAAUUUUCAGCCAGUCCUCCAGGCCAGCAGCGUUCACGAUCGGUGGUUGUCUAAGCUGGGCAGGCCUCUUCAUUGUCGGAAUCGCCUUUCCCUUUGCUGAGGAAAGUCUGGGCCCCUUUUGCUUCCUUCUCUUUGCCACCGUGCUCUCUGGCUCUGGGAUAUUCUUCUACUUAUUCCUUCCGGAGACAAAAGGCAAAUCUGCAGUAGAGAUCACAGAGGAAUUCAACAGAUCGUCUUUGGGAAAGAAACUUGAUGUUCUCAGGAAAAAUUUCAGUGAGGACCAUUCGGUCUACUCCAGUUUCUGAGUUGCAUCUGCCGAGGAAGAACCUCUGGGAGGAAUACCUGAUUUUAAAGGGUAUGGGGAUCACAAAGGGCUCUGCUGCCAAGACGAACUUUUCCCCUCUCUUGUGAUGCAGCAGUUUUGGCUCCUGGGAAGGCACAGGUGCUUCCCCCCCCCCGGAAGUGUCACUCUUCAUUUUUAAUCUGAACACAAUGGCCACCUACAAAUACAGAGAGUCAUCUUGUAGCCCCCAUCCUUCAUGGCAUUGAGGUGACCUAUUGAUCCCUCCCAACAUGUUAUCAUGUUGCCACUGCUUGCUGGCUUCAUUUCUGUUCAAACUCAAAUGCUUUUCCUGCACAUAGUUUUCUUUAUUGUUUUUCACUGGUUGGAAAAGCAACUCAUGGCUCUGCUCAAAUCUCAAGUCAAUCAAUUAAACCAAGCUAAUUAAUGUGUAAAAAUGGCUGCUUAAGAGUUACUGUUUGGAAUUAUUUCCUUCCAUUCCUUCUAUCUUUCUUUCUGCUUUAUGACCUAAACAAAUAAAAUACCCAAGGGUAUGUUUAUUUCUGAGCAACUUGGAAUAUGUAGAAUAAAAAUGUAAAAAAAAGAGACAGUAAUUCAAUUCCAAGAUGCUCCCUGUCCAAGUCCAAUUCACUCAAAACAUAUUGUGUACAAUGGUUUUCAGCAAGAGGGCUGAAACAUUUGGCUUUUGACUCAAUUCCUGGGUUUUUCUUCUUUCUAAACUAUAGCUGUGCAGUGUUGCCUAAGUUUCCAUUAAGUAAUUUUUAUCAAAUCUCCACUUAGAGCAGGGAAAGGUAACUUUUACUUCAGCAUUCAGGUUUGGGGCCUGACAGGGCAUAUUUCAGGAGCCCAGCUGAAGAUAAGUCAACCAUAUUCCUUUGGUUGCCAAACAGCCAAGCAGCCAUCUGGAGCACCAGGGAACUACCAGAGGACUGGAAAAGAGCUGAUGUGGUUCCUAUCUUCCAAAAAGGGAAAAAAUGGAUACAGGAAACUACAGCCUAAUCAGCUUGACAUCAAUAACUGGGAAGAUUCUGGAAAAGAUAAUCAAGCAAAAAGAUUUGCAAAUACCAAGAAACAAGCAAAGCAAUUACCAGAAGCUAAAAUGGGUUUGUCCAAAGCAGAUCACACCAGGCAAACCUUUAUCCUUCUUUGAUAAAGUAGCAGAACAACAAAAUCAAUGAAUUGAGUUGGAAGGGAUUCCUGGAGGCCUUCUAGCCCAAUCCCCUGCUCAAGCAAGAAACCAUUUCAGACAAGUGACUGUGGGAAAAACCACAGAAAAAGAGACAGACACUUCAAAACAGGGAAGAGAGAGAUGAAUUUUUCAAGACAGAGAACAAAAGGCCAAGAACUCUUGUAAACUGUAAACUGACACUGCAACAGGAAAAAUAUUUAGUUUUUAGACAUUUUGAUUUUUUUAACAAAGAAAAAAGUCAUGGAAAUAGAGACGGACACUAUAGUGACUUGCAAAGUGUGCCAUAUGUUUCAGCUUAUGUAUGUAUGUAAACUACUUGAAUAACUAGAAAAAAAAGUAAAGGGUUUAUAGGCAACUCUAGCUACUCUGAAACUCAAUGAAUGAAGUGAGAAAUCCCAACCUAAACAAGAAGACUACACCAAAAUAAAAUAGGGAGCAAACAGCUUCUUUAAAAAAUGACCCCAUAUAUGAACAUAAAGAAGAAAACAGAUACACCCAUAUUGAACACAAUAGGGAACAAAAAGCUUCCAUAAAAAUGCCCUUACAUACAUCCCUAAAGAAUUGAAUUGAAACAUGUCACUUUUAGAAGAAAAGAGCAAAGCCCUCACUAUCUACCCUAGCCCACUCCACUGAAAUCCCUCUGGAGCUGAACCUUGGGCAAGAGUGACCAUGUCAUACGGGAAUUCAAUAUAAUACAAACACACUUCAAAAGUCCUGAACAAAGACUUGCAACAAAAGUCAAAGAUAAUAUAAAAAUGUUUCUUUCAACAUAACAACAUAAUGUAGCUAUUUUGCUGCUCUUAUUGCGUCAUCAGAUAAUCGCCCGGCCGCCCUGUUCAGGGUGACCCGCUCCCUGCUCCACCAGGAAGCGCGGGAGGACCCCUUGGAGGGUAGAGCCGAGGAUUUUGUUCAAUAUCUGUAUGACAAAAUCACUCAGAUUCGGGAAGAUCUGGACUCCGACUGGGUAGUCUCAGGAGGAGGGACAGGGGCAGGUCUUGAGAAUGUUAUCUGGGAUGAGUUUGAUCCUGUGACCCCUGAGGAUGUGGACAGGAUUCUGGGUAGACUGAACGUGACCACUUGUUUAUUGGACCCGUGUCCCUCCUGGUUAGUGCUGGCUUCUCGGGAGGUGACACGAGGCUGGUUCCAGGGGAUUAUAAAUGCUUC
Messenger RNA from Pantherophis guttatus, 4296 nucleotides. The record is from RefSeq and is a predicted model, not a curated record. NCBI's taxonomy places the organism in Eukaryota, Metazoa, Chordata, Lepidosauria, Squamata, Colubridae.